AUAUUCCAGGGACAGAAGAAACACUCAACCUCCUGUAAACAUGGGAACCAUGAUCCCAUUGAGGAAUUCAUUUCAUUUUUUUCUUUGGCCAUUGCUAUGGACUCUGAUCAACAUAAAGUUAACGUAACAGAGAGUUUUGAUGCACAGUUUGAAGUAAUGCUCAUGGAUGGAGAGGAUCAGCUGUUCUGUGAAACCUGCAAAAGAAUGAUGGACAUGGAAAUGAGUUGCACCAUUUCUGAACUGCCAGACAUCCUGACUCUACAUUUGCAGAGGUUUUACUUGGAUUACUGCUACAUGACUUACAUGAAGAAUAACUGUCCUGUUGAAAUUCCUCUUCAGUUAAAAGUGCAGUCAAUCACACUGGUUCCCUCAGUGGUGGACACUACUAUGCAGAUAUCAAGUCAUUUGAUGACCAACAGUGAUUCCAAAAACGUAUGA
Messenger RNA from Sinocyclocheilus grahami, 438 nucleotides. Its product is annotated as ubiquitin carboxyl-terminal hydrolase 47-like. The annotation marks the transcript as partial. The transcript is spliced from 5 exons. Gene Ontology annotation, molecular function: cysteine-type deubiquitinase activity. Gene Ontology annotation, biological process: protein deubiquitination. Gene Ontology annotation, cellular component: nucleus; cytosol. NCBI's taxonomy places the organism in Eukaryota, Metazoa, Chordata, Actinopteri, Cypriniformes, Cyprinidae. The record is from RefSeq and is a predicted model, not a curated record.